Messenger RNA from Gloeophyllum trabeum ATCC 11539, 456 nucleotides. Its product is annotated as membrane-associated proteins in eicosanoid and glutathione metabolism. Lineage: Eukaryota; Fungi; Basidiomycota; Agaricomycetes; Gloeophyllales; Gloeophyllaceae. The transcript is spliced from 6 exons. Bases 1 to 456 code for a protein of 151 amino acids. Gene Ontology annotation, molecular function: glutathione transferase activity; glutathione peroxidase activity. Gene Ontology annotation, cellular component: nuclear envelope; membrane; endoplasmic reticulum. The record is from RefSeq and is a predicted model, not a curated record.
AUGGCCAGCCUCGUCCUCCCGAAGGGAUUCACGUACGUCGUCGCGUCGACGUUCUCGCCCGUCUGGCUCCUGCUCUGGCAGAGCAUCGCCGUCGGCCGCGCCCGCCGCGCAGCCGGCAUCAAGUACCCCCAGCUGUACGCCGAAAAGGCGGAGGCGGACGCGUCCCGGCAGGCGAUGGUGUUCAACUGCGUGCAGCGCGCUCACCAGAACACCCUCGAGUACCUCCCCGUCGCGCUCAUCGGCACCCUCGUGACGGGCCUGCGCCGCCCCCUCCUCGCCGCGUCCCUCAUGGGCGCCUGGACGCUCGGCCGCGUGCUCUACACCCUCGGCUACGCCUCCGGCGACCCCGAAAAGCGCACCCAGCGCGGCGGCUCGCUCGGCUCGCUCGCGAUGCUCGCGUUGGUCCUCACGGGCACGUGGACCGUCGGCGAGUUCGUCUGGGCGGAGAUGCAAUAA